Momordica charantia (bitter melon) is the source of this 2475-nucleotide messenger RNA. Its product is annotated as aspartic proteinase Asp1. NCBI's taxonomy places the organism in Eukaryota, Viridiplantae, Streptophyta, Magnoliopsida, Cucurbitales, Cucurbitaceae. Gene Ontology annotation, biological process: proteolysis. Gene Ontology annotation, molecular function: aspartic-type endopeptidase activity. The record is from RefSeq and is a predicted model, not a curated record.
CAAAAACUGCUAAUUUUUUAUGUUGAAGAAGAAACCGAUCAGCAAUCCAUCCUCCGUCUUCUUCCCUCUCCGAUCCCAUUCGCUCCGUUGACCUCCGCCGUUCGCCGCCCAUUCCCUUCUCGCCGGAGCCACCGGACUCUCCAUGGCGCUCCAAUCGAAUCUCCUCCCUGCAAUUGCCUUCCAUUUCAUCCUCCUCAUGCAUUCCACUUUCUCCGCCGAUCCCAUCGCCGCCAAUCUUCUCCUCACCCCUCCCCAUCGCGCCAUGGUCUUGCCUCUUUACCUCUCUUCCCCUAAUUCCUCCAGAUUGAUCUCCAAGCCUCGCCGCCAUCUCCGGGAAUCAAAUUCCUACAAUCUCUCCAACGCUCGCAUGCGGCUCUACGACGACCUCCUCCUCAAUGGGUAUUAUACGACGCGGCUAUGGAUCGGGACUCCGCCGCAGCAGUUCGCGCUCAUAGUUGAUACCGGGAGUUCGGUUACCUAUGUUCCGUGCGCAAAUUGCGAACAAUGUGGGAGGCACCAGGACCCGAAGUUUGAUCCAGAUUUGUCAAGCACGUUCCGACCUGUCAAAUGCAAUCUUGAUUGCAGUUGUGACGAUGAUGGACUGCUGUGUGUCUACGAGAGGCAGUAUGCUGAAAUGAGCACUAGCAGUGGUAUCCUUGGUGAAGAUAUUAUAUCCUUUGGCAAUCAGAGUGAACUCGUACCCCAGCGUGCUACGUUUGGUUGUGAGACUGUGGAAACUGGUGAUCUUUAUAGUCAACGUGCUGAUGGAAUUAUGGGUUUGGGCAGUGGUGAACUUAGUAUAGUCGAUCAACUCGUUGAAAAAGGUGUGAUUAAUGAUACUUUCUCAUUAUGCUAUGGUGGUAUGGAUAUUGGUGGUGGUGCUAUGGUUCUUGGUGGUAUCUCUACUCCAUCAGAUAUGGCUUUUAGCUUCUCAGACCGUAUGAGAAGUCCAUAUUACAAUGUUGAUUUGAAGGAGAUACGUGUUGCGGGUAAAAAAUUGCUUCUGAAUCCAAGUGUUUUUGAUGGAAAAUUUGGAACUGUCUUGGAUAGUGGUACAACUUAUGCUUACCUACCACAGCCAGCGUUUGGAGCUUUUAAGGAUGCUAUUAUGGACGAGGUUCAUUCUUUGAAGAAGAUUGGUGGUCCUGACCCAAAUUUUAACGAUAUAUGUUUUUCUGGCGCUGGAAGUGAUGUUGCUGAAUUGUCGAAGACAUUCCCGGCAGUUGACAUGGUAUUCGAAAAUGGGCAAAAGUUGUCUCUAGCACCAGAAAAUUACUUGUUUCGGCACUCAAAGGUACAUGGUGCAUAUUGUCUGGGCAUUUUUGAGAACGGAAAUGAUCAAACUACUCUUCUAGGAGGAAUUAUUGUCCGCAACACUCUAGUGAUGUAUGACAGAGAGAAUUCAAAAAUUGGAUUUUGGAAAACAAACUGUUCUGAGUUAUGGGAAAGACUUCACAUUUCUAAUGAUACUGCCCAUGCUCCCUCUGUUUCAAAUACAUCACAUGAUACUGAAAUGGCACCGGCAUCUGCUCCGAGCGAGGCACCGGCAUCUGCUCCGAGCGAGGCGCCGGCCUCUGCUCCGAGCGAGGCGCCGGCCUCUGCUCCGAGCGAGGCGCCGGCCACUGCUCCAAGCGAGGCACCGGCAUCUGCUCCAAGCGAGGCACCACAUUACAUGAUUCCAGGAGAGCUCCAGGUUGGACGUAUCACAUUUGAAAUCCUGUUGAACAUAAGCUACGAAGAUCUGGAGCCUCAUAUUACAGAACUUUCUGACCUUAUUGCUCAAGAGUUAAAUGUUAGUUAUUCACAGGUUCGUUUAUUGAAUUUUACCAUGCAAGGAAACGAUUCACUUAUUCAGCUGGCCAUAAUCCCUGGUGGAUCUUCAGAAUUUUUCUCACAUGCGACUGCCACUACGAUAAUUGCCCAGAUUGUGGAGCAUCACAUGCAACUACCUCCAACAUUUGGAAGUUAUCAGGUCGUUCAAUGGAAUGUCGAGCCUCUAAUAAAAAGGUCAUUGUGGAAGCAACUUUAUGUUAUGGUGAUUGUAGCUGUUAUUGUCACGCUUCUUCUUGGGUUGUCAGCAUUGGGAGUGUGGCUUAUUUGGAGAAGGAGACACCAAUCCUUCAAUUCUUAUAAGCCUGUCAAUGCAGCAGCUCCUGAGCAAGAACUCCAGCCCCUGUAAACAAGCUUAACCAACAUAUUUUUGCUUUCUGCUCCCUCUUUUCAUCUUCUUCCUUCCUUUCUUUCUUUCCUGGUCAAAUUUUCAGUGGGAUAUACAGGAAGAUUCAUUAUUUUUCAGGUUUUUUUUAUUCAUUUAUGCUGAAAUGUUAUUACAUUAUUUAAAAAAAAAAAAAAAAACUUGGGUGUAAUGUUUUUAAUUUUGUGGUGGCAGUGGUUCAAGGAAUAUGUAUAUAGGACACCCAAUUCUUGGAGUUGUCCUUAUUUAGAAUCUUAUAUAAGAUUGAGAAUUAAUUUUAA